GGAGAAAAAAAAACAAAAAAUCAAUUAAUGAGUUCGGAUAAUCAGUAAUUAACUGUCAGUAGGAAAUAGGAUCUGUUCGGAUUAAUAGAUUAAUUGAAACAGAAAAAAAUCAGACUCGUAUGCAUUAACUAAAACACAACGUUGAGAAGUUGACAUCGAGAUUAAUUUUAGUCAAUUGUUUCGAUUGAUUUCAAGUAGUGACGAACAACGACGAUGAUGAUGGCAAAUCAUUGAGUUAUUACAUCAAAACCUUAUUCAAUUUAAAUAAAUUAUGAAGUAAUUAAUAUAAAUGAGUCAAGUGUUGAUGAUGUACAUAAAUGGGAAAAGUGUUAAUCUAUUAUCUUAUGUUUUAUUGUUAAAAGUGCAACUAUUCAUUUCAUGUUACAGUCAAGAUGAGCCAAACAAGCUACAGUCAAAUGACGAUACAGUUGAAAUCAAAGAAAAGGUGAAUCAAGGAUUAAACAGUCAAGAAAAGGAUUAUGAUGAAGAAGAUGAUUCCUUAUUGAAGGAACAAAAUGGACUAAAUUUGUUUCAAUUCAUGCGGUCACCAGAACCAGGAUCAUAUGAAUCUGGUUAUCGUAGAGGAAAUGAUGACCAUUUAGUAGAAAGGAGUGAAAAAAAGGUCGGCAAUCAAGGUGAAGUAAAAGUACGCUGGAAUGAUAAACAUGAUGGUUUGGGCAGACAGAAAUGGACUUUUGGUAAACGCUCAAAGGAUAAUCGAGAAGAGAAAGAAAUUAUCAAAUUAAUCAAUUCACAAAUUGGUUCAUUAGGACUAAUGAAUUAAUGAGAAUUUACAAUUUUGAACAACUCAUAAAUGAAAUAUUUAAUUAAUUUAUCAAUUGAUAACAUUUAAAAUGACAUAUCUUAAUUUUUUUAGUGCUAAAAAUAUGGAGUUGCUGGGAUAAUCGCCGAACUUUGAAUCAGAAAUAUUAGUUAUGCAAUAAAAUGAGAUAAAUGUAUGUAAUAUUUAGCAUUUCCAUAAAAGGAUAAUCGCCUCAUUUGAUGAGUUAAUUAAAACAUUCAUGAACAUAACUAAAAUUGUAUUUAUAAGGACUAAUAUUCAUUGACCAGAAUAAUUUCUGACUAAAGUAAAUCAAUUCAAUGCGUCAAUCAGUUCAUCGUCAAGGUUUUCAGAAUAAUUCUAGAGCCUAACCUUAGAGAAAGUGUGAGUCAAAGCUUUACAUUUACAAAAAUAGCAAAAAUGCAGGAAAAAGAAAAAAUUAUUGGAAUUAGAAAUAAGCUCUAAAAUUAUUGAUCAAGUUUUCUACCAUUGAUAAUUGAUGAGUGCUCGGUCUUCAGAAACUUAUCACUUAUGAGUUCAAGAACAUUUUUUAAGGGUUUUAAUAGCAAAAUAUCUUUGUCAAAAAUGAAAUAAUGAAGCCUCUGAAAGUCAUUAACAUUUCAACAAAAACAAUGAUAAUUUUCAUACAGAGUAUUGACAUGAAACAAUUUUUUGAACUCUAAAGAUUAUAACUAUACAGAGUGAAUUGAAUCUAUCUAUAAAAGUAAGUUAAUUGUAAGCAAUACAAUUGCUCAGCCUAAGAGUACUAUUUUAUGACAUCAUUUUUUACUAUAACUGUUGGUAAGGAUGACAAUAAUGAAGAAAAUCCAACAGUCAAUCAACAGUUGUUUUCAUUUGAAAUAAUUUUUAAAAUGUAGCAACU
Molecule: messenger RNA, 1664 nt
Organism: Tetranychus urticae (two-spotted spider mite)
Lineage: Eukaryota; Metazoa; Arthropoda; Arachnida; Trombidiformes; Tetranychidae
Source: RefSeq, a predicted model, not a curated record